Messenger RNA from Maniola jurtina (meadow brown), 2594 nucleotides. RefSeq lists its product as uncharacterized. The transcript is spliced from 2 exons. NCBI's taxonomy places the organism in Eukaryota, Metazoa, Arthropoda, Insecta, Lepidoptera, Nymphalidae. The coding region runs from base 153 to 557 and encodes 134 amino acids. The record is from RefSeq and is a predicted model, not a curated record.
UUUGACAAUUGACGUUGACAUUUGUUUUGCUUGCGCGACGAACACCGACUGCAGGAAAGCAAUAAUAAUAAUCGAAAGCGAAAUUAACAAAAACUCCUUAAACCCGUUACAAUUUGUGAUGUGAGGCCCCGGGAGCGGUAGACGCAUAAACCAUGGGAAUCAGAAUCAUCGAUAUCAUUGCAACGAUACUAGUGAAUUUCGUACAUUGCGUGUUCACGGAGCAUAUCCUGUCCUGCAACGUGACCCAGCUGGGUUCUUGCCCGGGCAACUACCAUGUUUGCAACGAAACGUCGCUCCAGUGCUAUUGUUUGGAGGACUAUAUCCAAUAUGGAAACGGUUGCAUCGCUAAGUCGGAAGCGUAUAAUACGGAUCACGACGCCACGGCCGCUGUCGUGUCGAUAUUCACUAUAGCCCUCGUGGUAGUCGGGCUAGUGCUAGUCAUAAGGAAAUACAACUUGAUUGACUAUGUUCGCCACAAGAUCAAUCAGAGGCGAAAUAACGAUGUCAUGUAUGAAGAUGUGAUGAUCGGGCAGGACGAUCCUCCUCUUGUUCCAUAGUAGUCUUAUCUAGGGGUGGGGCAAAAUCCAUUUUCCUCGCAUGCAUAUUAAGUGUCAAAAUCUGUUUGUAUGCAAAUUAUAUUUUCUUGAGAGAAUUACAUAACUGCAAAUAUAAUUAGUACUAUUGGAAACCCUAAAAUAUGUCUUUCUAUUUCUUUGUGACUUUAACACAAUUUGAUAAAAAGCUAGCUUGUGUCCUGGGGGACAUAAGGUACUAUUUAUUUUAGAAAAAUAAACUGUUUGUGGAAUUUAAAAACCAUUCAAUGCAAUUUGGGCACACAAAGAGUUUUAUACCAUCAUACAUGAUUUACUUUUAAUUUACAUAGUGGGCAUUAUGAAAUUUUGACAGACAGAUGGACCGACAGACAGGCGAGGCUAGUAAUUGGGUCCUGUUUGCAUAUUUUUGGUAUAGGAUUGGCACCUUAAAAACAAACUUUAGAGACAAAAUCGGAGGCAACAAUUAGCUAGCAAAUAUAUCUUGAUACUUAAAUUAUGUGUUAAUAAUGGAUUUUGUCCACAGGGACUGUAAUAAUUAUAUUGACAUAGUAAAUUAUGUUUGUUAGUUGCUUACAUUGUAUUGAACUAUUGAUAGGCAAACUUAUUUACUCAGACAGAUUUCUUGUUUUGAACAGUUGUUAUGAAUACAAUGAUUCUAUUCUACUAAUUCUAUACCUAAAAUUUGAAUUUGUUUUAGUUUUCUGUAUUUUGUAAGUAACCAUUGUUCAUGUCAGUGUAAAAAGAAAAUGAUAUUAUACUAUAUUGCUUGAUUUUUUUUUUGAAAUUUUCAUUACUUUGGGACAAUACAAAAUGGACCAAUAAUGCUUUGUAUAUUAACUAGUAAGUGAAUAGUUAUUCCUAAUUUCUUUCUUUUUGACAUCAAUAUAAUUUGACUUUCGAAGAAGACAAAGCAUUGUUCAACUAAACUAUUACACAAUGUUAAUUAGUAAGGGUGUAAAAAUAUUUAAUUCUAAAGCUGUCUAAAUACCUAGCAAUUUAAAAUGCUAUAAAUAAAGAUACAUGGGUUUCCUUGGAUAAAUUAUAAACCUAUGUCUAUAAUUCCAAUGUCUGGUAGAUCAUAGGUUAAAAUUUAAAUAAAAAAAAUUAAGUGGUCAUAAAGAUUUCUCUUUUAUAUUUUUAAUCAUAAGUGAGUAAAUAUUCUAAUUAUUAUAUUUUGCUAAUAUGUGUUUAGUUUUCUUUGCCAAUUUUAUACUUAGUUAUAGGUGAUAAAUUUAGAUUUUGCUUUGUUCGCUCAAUGUCACCAAAGACUGAAUUGUGGUUACAAAAUUGUAAUUUUGUUAUUUUUAGCAGUUUGUUGCACUAACCACCGGGUGAGAUCACAGGCAAGGUUCAUCAUCGAAACAAAAACUUCAAAAUUAUUUGCUAUCUAUUAGUUAUGUACUAACAAAGGUUUUUCGACUAACUUACCAUGACUUCAAUAGUACCUCCUUGGAUAAAUAUGUCAAUUACAUAAUUGUUUUCCAAGCCAGUUACCUAUGUUUUUAAAUAAAUGAAGACGAUACGCGACCACGACGCGCGGAUACGCGACCACGACGCGCGACGGCGACACUACACUAAGUGUGAGAUCUAUAGAGUACAUUUUGAGUUAGCUCAGGUCUAAAAUAGAAUUAAAACAAGAUAGAUUUAUAUCUGUACAUAGAUGUUUCGUUUUAACUCUAACUUAAGUCUGAGCAAACUCAAAGUGCACUUCAUAGAUCUCAACCCAAGUGUCGCGAGAUUGAACUUCAAUAGCCUCGAUAGCUCAAUGGUUGAGGAGCGGACCGAAUUCCGAAAGGUCAGAGGUUCAAACCCCACCCGUUGCACUAUUGUCGUACCCACUCCUGGAACAAGCUUUACGCUUAAUUGGAGGGGAAAGGGGAGUCAUGAUUAUCAUGGCUACUAUUCUUUUUUUUUUUUAAAGUGUCACAUGUUGUGGUCGCUUACCUCAAAUGCUCUCCAUACAUUUCUAUAUAAACAGUUGGCAAUGGUCACCUCCUUAAUGUCUAGUUUCGCAGUCGCGGCCUCUAGCAUGUAGCAAAU